Alosa sapidissima (American shad) is the source of this 2582-nucleotide messenger RNA. It is a transcript of the gene sytl3, whose product is annotated as synaptotagmin-like 3. NCBI's taxonomy places the organism in Eukaryota, Metazoa, Chordata, Actinopteri, Clupeiformes, Clupeidae. The transcript is spliced from 17 exons. The coding region runs from base 647 to 2428 and encodes 593 amino acids. Gene Ontology annotation, cellular component: plasma membrane; exocytic vesicle. Gene Ontology annotation, biological process: intracellular protein transport; exocytosis. Gene Ontology annotation, molecular function: neurexin family protein binding; small GTPase binding. The record is from RefSeq and is a predicted model, not a curated record.
CAUGUCACCACCACCAACUGUUUCUCUGUAUGACCACACAUUGUCCGCAACAGUUUGAGAAACUGUGACUUCAGGGCCCCCUAUAAAACUGUCACACUCGUCUCAGCUGUUACAGCUGCAGACAAGCAGUUCUAGACGAGAGGCGUCACGUCGGACACUGAGGAUCUUUAGGCAAACACAUCUCUUUGGAUUGCCAGCUCAUCAGGAGAAGAGAGGAGUACAGCUCUACCUUAACAGACAGCAAGACAAGUGGAUUAUUCAGUGAUUCUGCUGAACCACGGUUCAUUGGUUAGAGCACCACAUGGUCCGAUGGGUCGGAACACCGUGAUCAAGACAUUCAGGACCUUUUUUUCUCUUCUGUGACGUGCUCUUAACAUCACCGGGAAGUCACGUCGCAGGACACGGUUUUGAUAAAACACACACUCAUCUUUUGAUCCGAGUCUAGAAUCUUUUCUAGAGAUCAGUUAGACAUCUUAUCUUUGACCUCUCUGUUUUAGUAAGAGAGCUUGUGAUACAAAGACCCUUUCGAAAGGACUACAAAAAGAAAGAAAGGCCAUCUCAGCGGUGUAUGCGUCUGUACCUGUGGAUAUGCUCUAGAGACUUAGAUUCGGAUAAAAAGUGAAAAUCCCUUAAGUGUUCCAGCAUCAUGGAUCUCAGUCUACUCCAAGCUGUGGAGAGAGAGAAAGUUCUGGAAGUUCUCCAGCGAGAUAAAGUCUUGCGCUGUCUGGAUGAGGAUAGAAUAAGGCGACUGAGGCUGGAGCUUCAGGAGUUGCGGCGGCGUGGGGCCAAGAGUUUCUCCCGGCAGUACAGCGAGCGGACAUGCGCACGCUGUCAGAGACCCCUCGGAAAGCUCUGGAAUUGUGGCGCCGUGUGUCGAGGCUGCAGCCACCGCAUCUGCAGCAAGUGCCGGGUCUGCAUGAGCCCCCACGAGUGGAAGUGUACUGUCUGCCAUGCCCACAGGCAAGUUAAGAUCAAAUCUGGUGAAUGGUUCAUGGAGGAGCGAGCAAGGAAGUUUCCCAGAGAAGCAGACAAACGUGAGAGCAUCGGAGAAAUACUACUUAGAUCCUACCAAAGGCUAAGUAAUAUUUCAAUUGUCCCACCCACCCCUCCACCGUGCGUGUCCUCACCGCCGUUCAGCAGAUUGCCGGACUGGACAAACUCUAAAGGAAGCCCAAAACCAUUCACGAAAUCCAUGGAAAAUCUGAUGAUGUCGUUCACAACCCACAUCAAAAAAAUCUCCAAGUCUCAAGAAGAUGUUAGGGCAGAGCCAGCCCUGCUUACUGUGGAAUACGACCAAAGACACAACACAGACCGGAAAAGCCAAUCAGAUACUGCCAUCAAUAAAUCUGCCAGUCUAACCAAAGUAGCGAGCCUGUCCAACCUUUUUAACAGGAGUAAGGAGCAGGAGAGGAGAAGGUCAUCCUCACCUCUCUGUACUGAUGAGGAUUCAUCACAGAGUUCAGGCUACUCUGGAGAGAAGAGGGGCAGCAUCAGUAGCACCGGUACAGACUGCGGCCUGGUCGAGAGCUCCAGUGUGACGGGGGAGUUGGAGCUGGCUCUGACCUACAGCUUUAGCUCCUCCUGCCUGGAGGUGGUCGUGGGAGCCUGUCGGAACCUCACCCAUGGAGACGCCAAGAAGAAAAAGUGCCACCCCUAUGUGAAGGUCUACCUGCUGCCCGACAAAUCACAGAGCACUAAGAUGAAGACAGCCGUCAUGAAGAACACAACAGAGCCUGUCUUCCAGGAGACCUUGCAGUGUUCCAUCGCUCGGGAGCUGCUGGCCACGCGCACGCUGCAGGCCUCGGUGUGGCACGCGGAGACCCUCAGACGGAAGGUCCUCCUGGGAGAGGUUCUCAUUCCCCUGGACAGGUGGAGUUUUGAAGACCCCAGCACGCAAGGGCUGAUGUGGUACCCUCUCUGUCCCAAGACUGAACGGCCAGUAGGGGUCGAUAUGGAACAAGUUAUUGGAGAGCUGAUUCUAAGAGUCAAGUUCUCAUCUCUCACCCAGAUCUGCAAGAUGAACAGCACUGGCAUUGGCCCCUUUGAAGUUGGGCAGCUCACUGUUCUCAUCAUCGGUGUUCAGAACCUGUCCAGUUCAAAACCCUGGUCCUCGUUUAUCAAGGGUUGUCUGGUCCUGCCAGGGCAGCGGGAGCUGGUACAGAGGACCCCGGUGGUGAAGCGGAGCUCGAGCCUGGAGUGGGCGCACCAGCUGCUCUUCAGCAGGGUCACGGCCCACGAGCUGCACGACGCCUCGCUGGUGCUGGGCCUCUGGGAGCACGCGCCCUUCAGCGUCACCGACCGGCUACUGGGGACGGCCACACUACACGCCGGGGAAGGGUUGUCCUGGCAACCUUUACAACAGACACCGAAUGUGUGGCACAACGUCAGCCUACCCCUGCGUGCCAAUGUAAACAACAGGAAACCAUGACAACCUACAGUAGCACAGAAAUGAGAGAAAUGAGAGUGAGACGUUUCUCUCUGUUGCUCUUGUGCACAAAGUAUUAUCUAAUGGAUACCCCCCCCCCCCUCCAAUGCACACACACAUUCCACACAUUAUUUAUAAAUCAACAUUUUUACGUUCA